AUGGACGACGCAGAAAAUAACGAAUUUAUGCACAAAGUCGCCAUAAAGCUCUCAAGGGCCAUGAAUAUGCCCGUUCCAAACGAUUUACUGGCCCGCAGAGUAAUCGACCUGGCAAAAUCCAUGGAUACCCAGCAGUUUAUCAAAGCUGCAGCAGGCUUUGGCAACUUUCAGGAUAAAUUCUUAUUCGAGCUACACGAGGAAAUUGUGGCACACCACAAACAAGGAGCAUCUAAUCAGAUAGAGGGAUUCAUAGAUACAGACGUCUUGGAGCCAGACGCGCCUCGCACCGGCGGGCUGGUCAGACCCGACUUGCAACACAAGUUUCGUGCACCAGCCAAACCCGUUCAACCGCCAACGCCGCGGCGUUCAUUGCUAGGCUUAGACAAACUGGCCCAAGAGAAACGGUCUGCUGCCCAAGCGGCUAUGGGAGAGGAAGGUUCUCGAAAGAAGAGUAGGCUUGAUGACGGAACGGCCUUCAAAGUUCCUAGUCUCCCUGCGUCACGUUCUGGUACACAACGACAAAGAGUCGAAGAUACUCCUUCUCGUGGACCUGGUCUCUCUGACAAGGCGCGCUUAGCACUCGAGGAGCAUCGCAGAUCAAGAGAAGCCCAACGCUCGGAAGGCAUUGCUGCUCGAAAUGACCGACGUCCCGACGGCCAAGGAUUGGGAGACUUUCAACAACGUCUGAAUCGUAAUGUACGCGACAAUCGGUCUCGCAUGCCUCAGCAGACACCAAGAGGUGGCGAAUCGACAAGAAGUGCGAGAAACGGCUGGGACGCUACGCCGCGCGAUCCCAAUGGCGGCGACGGAAACUGGGGUGGUGUUCGAAAUCGACGGUGGGACGCACCUACUCCGCGUGCAUCAAAGGAUGGGAAUAUGGCUAUCGAUGAUGACGACGAGGGCGGUUUGGGUCAGUUUGAUGCGCGAGAAUGGGAGGAAGAGCAGACCAAGUUGGAUCGAGAUUGGUAUAUGGCAAGUGAGGAUGGAACUUUGAUGGGCGACGAAGAGCACAAUCCACUCGCACAAUGGGAGGAUUUGGAGGUCAAGAAGCAAGCCGAGAUUGCCACCAAGCAAGUGAAAAAGAUAUCAGCGAAGCAAGCUCAAUAUAAUGCCGACAACGACCUUUGGGAAGCAAAUCGACUUCUCACUUCUGGAAUUGCAUCAAGAGCCGCUCUGGAUAUGGACUUCGAGGACGAAUCCGAAUCUAUGGUUCACGUGAUGGUGCACGACUUGAAACCGCCAUUCCUUGAUGGAAGAACAGUCUACACGAAGCAACUUGAGCCUAUCAAUCCUAUACGGGACCCAACGAGUGACAUGGCCGUCUUUUCCAAAAAAGGCAGCGCGCUCGUGAAAGAAAAACGAGAGCAGGCGGAGCGACAAAAAGCGGCUGCCAAGCUAGCGUCUCUCGGAGGAACCGCGCUUGGAAACGUCAUGGGUGUACGAGACGAGGAAGCGGAUGCAGAAGCUGCCGCCGACGCCGCAGCUAAGCAAGGCGAGGAAGACUACAAAGGGGAUUCCAAGUUUGCAAGUCAUCUCAAGACGGCAACAGCGACGAGUACUUUUGCCCGCACCCGAACUCUAAAGGAGCAGAGAGAGUAUCUGCCGGCUUUUGCUUGCAGAGAGGAGCUAAUGAAAAUGUUGCGCGAUUUUCAAGGCGGGUUCGUGGUCGUUGUUGGAGAAACCGGUUCAGGCAAAACGACCCAACUCGCUCAGUUCUUGUACGAAGAUGGGUUUUGCAGCAAUGGCAUAAUUGGGUGCACGCAACCUCGUCGUGUCGCUGCAAUGUCUGUUGCAAAGCGAGUCAGCGAGGAAAUGGAGUGCAAACUUGGAGGGACCGUGGGAUAUGCCAUCCGCUUCGAGGAUUGCACAUCCAGUGAGACGAAGAUCAAGUACAUGACCGAUGGUGUCCUCCUUCGAGAAUCUUUAAACGAAGGAGACUUGGACCGAUAUAGCGUUAUCAUCCUAGACGAGGCUCAUGAGCGUUCUUUGAGUACAGACGUCCUCAUGGGUCUACUCCGCAAGAUUUUGACUAGGAGAAGGGAUCUCAAAUUGAUUGUCACUUCGGCGACCAUGAACGCCCAAAAGUUCUCGACAUUCUAUGGCAAUGCACCAGUCUUUACGAUUCCCGGUCGAACCUUUCCUGUGGAAAUCUUCCACUCGAAAUCGCCUUGCGAGGACUACGUAGACGCUGCUGUUAAGCAGGUGCUCCAGAUACACCUGUCACUUCCUCCAGGUGAUAUCCUGGUUUUCAUGACAGGUCAAGAGGACAUCGAGAUUACAUGCCAAGUCGUCAAUGAAAGACUUGAACAACUGGAUGACCCAGCACCGCUUGCUGUUCUGCCAAUAUACUCACAAAUGCCUGCCGAUCUUCAGGCCAAAAUAUUCGAGGCAACACCAGAUGGUCGUCGCAAAGUCAUUGUCGCCACGAACAUUGCAGAGACAUCCUUGACGGUCGAUGGUAUCCUUUACGUGGUCGACUCCGGCUACUCCAAACUCAAAGUGUAUAACCCCAAGGUCGGAAUGGACGCCCUCCAAAUCACACCCAUCAGUCAGGCAAAUGCAAACCAGCGCACGGGUCGAGCCGGAAGAACGGGCAAUGGCUUCUGCUACCGACUCUACACUGAGGGCGCGUUCAAGAAUGAAAUGUUUGAGAAUAACAUUCCGGAGAUCCAGCGAACCAACCUCGCAAACACCGUACUUCUUCUGAAGUCCCUUGGUGUCAAGAAUCUGCUAGAGUUUGACUUUAUGGACCCUCCUCCCCAGGCAAAUAUUCUCAAUUCAAUGUAUCAACUUUGGGUCCUCGGGGCGCUGGACAAUGUCGGCGACCUCACUCCAUCGGGGAGAAAGAUGAACGAAUUCCCGAUGGAGCCAUCUAUGGCGAAGAUGCUCAUCGUUUCCGUGGAGUACAAGUGCUCAGCUGAAAUGCUGACAAUCGUCUCUAUGCUCAGCGUACCGAGCGUCUUUUACCGACCCAAGGAGCGAUUGGAAGAAAGCGACGCAGCCCGAGAGAAAUUCUCCGUUCCCGAGAGUGAUCAUUUGACUCUUCUCAAUGUCUUUCAACAAUGGAAAAGUCAUGGGUAUCGAGACGACUGGUGUAUGAAGCAUUUCCUCCAUCCGAAGUUGCUUCGCAAAGCGCGUGAAGUUCGCGUACAGUUGGAAGACAUUAUGAAGACCCAGAAAAUGGAGAUUGUGUCCGCCGGUACGGACUACGAUGUUGUUCGCAAGGCGAUAACAGCGGGAUACUUCCACCAAGCUGCUCGAGUAAAAGGAAUUGGCGAGUUUGUCAAUAUUAGAUCUGGAUUGCCAACACACUUGCAUCCCACAAGUGCGCUUUAUGGUCUUGGAUACACUCCGUCCUAUGUCGUCUACCACGAGCUCAUCCUUACUUCAAAGGAAUAUAUGACCCAAGUGACCUCAAUCGACCCUUACUGGCUUGCUGAACUGGGUUCUGUGUUCUACUCUGUUAAGGAGAAGAACUUCGAUGACAGUGGGCGACGGCGUAAACAUGACAAAGAGUUCUCGAAGAAAGCCGAACUAGAGAUGGAGAUGGCCCGGCAGCGCGACCUCACCGCGAAGCGUGACGCAGAAAGUGCACUCAAAAAGCAAGUGUCGUCAGGAGGUUCACGCGUCGUGAUGGCUGGUGCUCCUACACCUGCUACACCCCGACUUGGUUUUGGGCAAACACCGAAGCGCAGAAUAUAG
Messenger RNA from Serendipita indica DSM 11827, 3702 nucleotides. NCBI's taxonomy places the organism in Eukaryota, Fungi, Basidiomycota, Agaricomycetes, Sebacinales, Serendipitaceae. The record is from the annotation of a GenBank genome assembly.